AAUACAUCUAGGCCCCUUUCUUAUUUAGUAGCAGUUUUUCCUCGGAGUUUUAAAACGUGUACUAUAAAGGUAAUUAUUUGGGCAUGGUGUGUUUCCAGAGCAGUUCAAGCGCAGAAGUUGGGGUGGUUUAAAAACGAGAUUGUCCCUGUGACGACCACCUUCACUGAUGACCAGGGCACUGAGAAAACCAUCACUGUGCUGCAGGAUGAAGGAAUCCGGCCAAACACCUCACUGGAGGGGCUGGCCAAGCUGAAGCCGGCCUUCAAGGAGGGCGGGACUUCAACAGCUGGUAACUCCAGCCAAGUUAGCGACGGUGCUGCUGCGGUGCUCCUGGCCAGACGUUCUGCAGCUGCGCAACUGGGGCUUCCUGUCCUUGGGGUGCUGAAAUCGUAUGCUGUGGUUGGAGUCCCACCGGAUGUUAUGGGCAUAGGGCCAGCCUAUGCCAUUCCAGUGGCACUGAAGAAAGCCGGUUUGACAGUGGAUGAUAUCGAUGUAUUUGAAAUCAACGAGGCCUUUGCUAGUCAGGCUGUCUACUGUGUGGAGAAACUUAGCAUCCCCAUGGAGAAGGUGAAUCCUCUGGGCGGCGCCAUCGCUUUGGGACAUCCUCUGGGCUGCACCGGGGCUCGGCAAGUUGUCACUUUGCUCAAUGAGCUGAAGCGCAGGGGGAAGAGAGGCUAUGGCGUGGUCUCAAUGUGCAUUGGGACCGGGAUGGGAGCGGCUGCCGUAUUUGAAUAUCCAGGGAAGUGAACAGAACUUCGGCCCGUUUGUGCGACCUGCUCUCAAGGCUUGGAAAGUGACCGGUGAUCCAACCCGAUGUGCAACUGGCUUUAUGAACGUUAGAAGCGUACCGUCCACGGUGGACAGAGCUUUCAAAUCCAGUGCCCCGGGAAUGAAUUUGGGAAUGAGAUGGAGCAAGGACCUAGGCUGCUCGUCGUUAAGAAAACAAUGAAAAUGGGUCCUCUUGCAGGUCACUUAUGGAUUAAUCACUCAGGUGUAAGGGCUCUACCAGCCAAUGGAGGUGGGUUGGGGUUGGUGUAGGGGAAGUAGGGGUGCUUCAGGAACGUGACUGAUCGGCAGUCUGAAAUAGAUUGCCUUAUCAGCAGUGCUGGGAUUAACGUGCAAUUGGAAUGAGUUUUUUUCUUCUUUUUUUUCCCAGAAUCCUUACUUCGGUGAGGAUCCUUAAAGUAGUCAGGGGACUGCUUUGGGGGGAAAAUAACAACCACUAUUAGAAGCAGCUAGGAAAUGGGGCACAAGUGCAUUUGGGAACAAUAAAAAUUAUGGCACAGCAUUCAUUGCCUUUCUGGGAGCAGGGCGCACUGUUGCAUCUUGCCCUCCCAGUUGGGCUCCAUUUUCAAAGUUUUCUAGGGGCUCAUAAGCCGCUAUUGCUGGUUUGAUUUUUUUUUUCCUUAAGGCGCCUUUAGUUCAUCCCACAUCAUUUUUAAAGAUGAACUGGGACCAGGUACGUUCUUUUAAAAAUAUUACUGUUGCCAUGAAUGAACAGGAACAAAAUUGCCACCAACUGACUUCUAAAUCCUUAAAAGGAAAAGCAGCUUAAGAAGCAGGUUGGAAAUCACAUGAUUCAGCUGCAGUCUUAGCGAGAAAUAGUUCAUAUUUGCUUUGCUGGUGGUCUAAGGAGCUAAACCAAUUCUUAAAGAUGUUUUAAUCAACUAAUUAAAUUUCUGUCAAUGGAUUAAAUUACAUUAAUGAA
This is a messenger RNA of Python bivittatus (Burmese python), 1708 nucleotides long. Lineage: Eukaryota; Metazoa; Chordata; Lepidosauria; Squamata; Pythonidae. The record is from RefSeq and is a predicted model, not a curated record.